AUGAAAAGAGUCAUGGCAUUUGCCGCAUCCGCAAAUGUGAAAGGUCAUUCAAAAUCGGGUGGUUACAACACAUCACCUUCGUUAAGUCCCAGCCCACCUCUGCGUCUGUCACGAAGGUAUGGGUCCACUAACCGGAGAACAGGCUACCAGUCAGACUCUGAAUGUGGCAUGGUCACUGGCAUGCAUGACCUCAGUCUGCUACAGAAAGACAAAUCUGCCACCAGACAGUUUGAGAAUAGGCGGACAUUUUGUUCUAAUGGCAGCAACGUGAUCUUGAGAAAGCUGAGUGAUGUUGCCACGAUGCUGAAGAAUGGACAGGCCAAAAAUGUGGUGAUUGUUGCAGGGGCUGGAAUAUCAACACCCAGUGGUAUUCCUGAUUUUAGGACACCAGGCAGCGGCUUGUACGAUAAUCUUCAGCAGUAUAAUAUUCCAUAUCCAGAAGCCAUCUUUGACAUAGAUUUCUUCCAUCACAACCCUCGGCCGUUCUUUGCCCUGGCUAAGGAGCUGUAUCCGUCUGGAAAGUACAGACCCAAUUAUGUGCAUUACUUUGCCCGUCUGCUGAGUGACCGAGGAAUCCUUUUACGCUUGUACACACAGAAUAUUGAUGGCCUAGAGAGAUUGGCAGGGGUUCCUCCAGAAAAGUUGGUGGAAGCUCAUGGAACGUUUUCUUCAGCCUCAUGUAUUGUCUGUCAGGAGAAGUACAGGGGCUCAGAUAUUAAGGAAAGUAUAUUUGAGGAUAAACUUCCCACCUGCAAGAAACGAGGAUGUUAUGGCAUUGUGAAACCAGAUAUUGUCUUUUUUGGAGAAGAGCUCCCGAAGCGGUUUUAUUAUUACUUAAAAGACAUGCUGCAGACAGAUAUGGUGUUGGUUAUGGGAACAUCACUGGAGGUCCAGCCAUUUGCCGGCAUCAUUGAUACUGUCAGAUGGACUGUCCCCAGGGUUUUGUUUAACCGAGAAGCAGUAGGACCAUUUCGGCAUGGCAAGAGAGCUAAAGAUUUUGUCUCUCAAGGAGAUAUCUUAGAGUGCCUUCAGUCUUUUGCACAUAUGGCAGGCUUCAAAGAAGACAUGGAGGAUCUGAUUACUAGGUCAGAGGGAACAUUCAGACUGGCUGCACCGCCAACACCAGCAGCAGUGCAGGCACAAAGUAAGCCAGCAAACAAAUCCACCACAGCCCCCAAAACAGACCCAGCCUUGGCUGCCAUGUGGCGACAGAAUGCACGUGCUAACAUAUUUUCUGAUUCCGAGUCCAGCGAUUCGUCCGACCUCAUUGACACCGAGACUGAUUCUUCAUCCAGCUCCGAGAAACGGCCAGUUAACAAACAGGUCUUGUCUGUACAGAAUGGGAGGGCUGGAGGUGACGUCAAGCCACAGAAUUUCAAACCAAAUGCUUCAACAAAUAUUAUAAACAGUGGUGGGGAUAAUUUACGCUCACUUGGUGGCAAAUUGCCCAAAGGAGCUGGCGACAGUAAAGAUGGUAGUUCGGGCCAAACUCGUCACUUUUCAUCACUUUUGUCGAGGAGAAAAGGGAACAGUAAAGCCCAAACACCAAUCUUGUUUCGAAGACAGGAGAAUUCCUACUUUCAAUCACAAAAUGGCGUGGCCCACACCCAGGACGAUUGCUGGAUACGGAGCACGGUGAGGAGAAAACCACAAAUUGAUAUCAGCUUGAAGCCUCAGGCAAAACCACAGGUAAAUGCAGCUAGUCAUGCUACUAAACCGGGAUGCAGCUCAGGAAAGAAGGCAGCUUCAGACAAGACCCGCUCUAGCAGAGUUGGUGGAAUUCGGGCAGUCAUUGACCGCAUGCGCUCAGUGAAACCACCACAGGCGGAUCAUGUGCCAAAAACAGGCCUGAAACCUGCCUAUGCAGCACAAGCUCUCGCAUUUAAUGUGUCUAAUUCAAGUAGUUCCGACGAUGAUGAUGAUGAUUACCGUGAUGACAUUGAUGAUAAUUCCACAUCUGAUGACUCACAGUAA
This is a messenger RNA of Candidula unifasciata, 1974 nucleotides long. NCBI's taxonomy places the organism in Eukaryota, Metazoa, Mollusca, Gastropoda, Stylommatophora, Geomitridae. The record is from the annotation of a GenBank genome assembly.